AUGGUGGAUAAUAAGGAAAAUGAAACAUUUUCUCCGAGUGUUUUAAAUGCCAUAUGUGUACUUGUGAAUCAUACACCGCAUGGUGUUGAUUUGCAGGAACACAGAUUGAUUAUUGAUGGAUCAUGGAGGAAAGACGACGGAAGUGCAAGCAUAGCUUGGGUCUGUUACGAUGCUGAUGAGGAACCCAUAGCACAAAGAGCUGCUCAACUUCAUCUUCUUUCAGCCUUUCCAGCGGAGGUCAUUGCUUGUCAACGAGUUAUUCAAUGGGCAAAGGAACAGACUCAUAGCUUUUGGUUGAUGUUUUGUGUAAAUGAGUCCAACCUUUUUGGACCUCUGCAACUUUAUUGUCGAAUAUUUGGUCAACUAGCAAAAAGAUAUGCAGAUGAAAGCUAUCUAACAAACGGGUACUUAGACACCAUAAUAGACUGGAUUCCAGGAAUGAAAGAUAUUCGUCUAAAGGACCUUCCAACAUGUUUCCAAACUACUAAUCCAAAUGAUGAAAUAUUUAACUUAGCCAUGGAAUCGGCAGAGAGUGCUUCUCAAGCUUCAGCAAUUGGUCUUCAUACUUUCAAUGCGUUGGAACAAGAUCUUUUGGAUGCUCUCUCAUCUAUGUUUCAAAAUGUUUACACCAUUGGUCCUUUACAGUUACUUCUAAACCAACAAGUAUCACCAGACUUGGAGCGUCUUGGAUACAAUUUGUGGAAAGAAGAACCAAAGUGUCUCCAAUGGCUUGAUUCCAAAGAACCUAGCUCCGUUAUUUAUGUCAAUUUUGGAAGUGUAACAGUCAUGCCCCUGCAACACUUGAUAGAGUUUGCUUGGGGACUAGCCAAUAGCAACCAUUACUUCCUGUGGGUAAUUAGGCCUGAUUUGGUGAUUGGAGAGUCGGUUAUUCUGGCACAGGAAUUCGAGGCAGACACUAAAGAAAGGGGAUUGAUAGCAGGGUGGUGCCCGCAAGAGGAAGUCCUGAACCACCCAUCAGUUGGAGUGUUCUUAACACACAGUGGAUGGAACUCAACUAUUGAGAGCUUGACGGCGGGGUUAGUGGAUCGUUUUGUGGUUGUUGCUCGGAGUAAUGGAAUGAGGGGUGAUUAG
Messenger RNA from Camellia sinensis, 1092 nucleotides. NCBI's taxonomy places the organism in Eukaryota, Viridiplantae, Streptophyta, Magnoliopsida, Ericales, Theaceae. The record is from RefSeq and is a predicted model, not a curated record.